Molecule: messenger RNA, 2142 nt
Organism: Punica granatum (pomegranate)
Lineage: Eukaryota; Viridiplantae; Streptophyta; Magnoliopsida; Myrtales; Lythraceae
Source: RefSeq, a predicted model, not a curated record
AGAGAGAAUACAGUGGGCGAUCACACUGAAACGAAGAAGAGGCCUCGACAAACACUUUCUCUCUCUAGCUGCCUGUCUCUCUCUUUCCCUCUCUAUUCUGGGCACUGUUCCUUUUUUUCACAAAGUCCAAGGUUCUGGGUUUCGAGGAAAUCGCCCACGGGGACCCGAUCCGGUUCAAUUCGGAGCGUAAGAAAGAUGAAAGGAGAUCCUCUUCCCCACCCGUCAGCACGCACUCCCCCCAUUUACAUUCCCUCAUAAACUUUGUCAGAUUGAGCGGUGGGUGUAUAUAAAGAGAUGCGGAGAUUCGUGGCUGAUAAAGCCAAGUCUCUCUUCCACCUCUCCCGUUCCUUUCAGCGCCGCCCCGAGCCUCUUAAUCCUCUCCAAUCCCUGUUGUUGACCCGUUUCUUGUCCUCCACCUCCAUCGUCGAUUGCCCUUCUCCGUCUCCUUCCUCUUCUACCAUGGAUCCUCCUACCCCGCUGACCCUUCACACUAUCAACCCCAAGGUUCUAAAAUGCGAAUAUGCUGUGCGUGGUGAGGUUGUCACUAUUGCCCAGCGUUUACAGCAAGAGCUCAAAGAUAACCCAGGGUCCCACCCUUUUGAUGAGAUACUUUAUUGUAAUAUCGGGAAUCCGCAGUCUCUGGGUCAGCAGCCUAUCACAUUUUUCCGAGAGGUUCUUGCUUUAUGUGACCACCCCUCCCUCUUGGACAAAAGCGAGACCUCAGGCUUGUUCAGUGCUGAUUCGAUUGACCGAGCUUGGACGAUUCUCGAUCAAAUUCCUGGAAGAGCAACUGGUGCAUACAGCCAUAGCCAGGGCAUUAAAGGUUUACGCGAUGCAAUUGCUGCCGGGAUUGAAGCCCGUGAUGGGUUCCCUUCUGAUCCUAAUGAUAUCUUCUUGACAGAUGGUGCUAGCCCAGGGGUUCAUAUGAUGAUGCAAUUACUCAUUAGGUCGGAGAGCGAUGGCAUACUCUGUCCCAUUCCUCAGUACCCCUUGUACUCUGCUUCCAUUGCCCUUCAUGGAGGCACCCUUGUUCCUUACUAUCUUGAUGAAGCGACUGGGUGGGGUCUGGAAAUCUCUGACCUCAAGAAGCAAUUGGCUGCUGCCAAAUCUAAGGGUUUGUCGGUUAGGGCUCUGGUAGUUAUUAACCCGGGCAACCCAACAGGACAGGUCCUUUCAGAAGAAAACCAGCGGCAGAUUGUGGAGUUCUGCAAGAAGGAAGGUCUCGUCCUUUUGGCAGAUGAGGUGUACCAGGAGAACGUUUAUGUACCAGAUAAGCAAUUUCACUCAUUCAAGAAGGUUGUGCGCUCAAUGGGGUAUGGUGACGAGGAUAUUGCCCUUGUCUCUUUCCAGUCUGUCUCCAAAGGUUAUUAUGGAGAAUGUGGUAAGAGAGGAGGUUACAUGGAAGUGACUGGGUUCAGUGCUGAUAUAAAGGAACAGAUCUACAAAGUUGCCUCUGUAAAUCUCUGCUCUAAUAUCUCGGGUCAGAUCCUUGCUAGCCUCGUCAUGAACCCACCUAAGGUUGGGGAUGAAUCCUAUGAGUCGUACCGUGGUGAGAGAGAUGGCAUUCUCUCAUCCCUAGCGAGACGUGCAAAGACCCUGGAAGAUGCAUUGAACAGCUUGGAGGGUGUGACAUGCAAUAAAGCUGAAGGAGCGAUGUACCUCUUCCCUCGUAUCCGCCUGCCUGAGAAGGCGAUCAAGGCAGCCGAGGCCGCUAACACAGCCCCUGAUGCCUUCUACUGCAAACGCCUCCUUAAUGCCACUGGGGUGGUUGUCGUUCCUGGUUCCGGCUUCGGGCAGGUUCCGGGGACAUGGCAUUUCCGGUGCACAAUACUGCCACAAGAGGAUAAAAUUCCGGCGGUUGUGUCCCGCUUGACUGAGUUCCACAGAGGUUUCAUGGACGAGUUCCGUGACUAAGGACUUAAGAUCAUUGCAUCCUGAUGGACUUGUAAGGAACCGAAGCAGCUGUUAGUAACGACUCGUUCUGUAUCCGGGAAUUUGUUUGAAUAGAGAGGAAAGGAGAUUCGGCGCGUAAUAUUUUGCCCAGUAUUUUUCUUCCCUCUUACUCUUGAUUUUUUGUUUCAAAUAAAUUCAGGAACUCACUAUUCAGCUGCCAAAAGUAUAUAUGGGGGUCUUAUCGUCUUA